This is a messenger RNA of Daphnia carinata, 1896 nucleotides long. Its product is annotated as glutamate receptor ionotropic, kainate glr-3-like. The transcript is spliced from 6 exons. The record is from RefSeq and is a predicted model, not a curated record. Bases 812 to 1381 code for a protein of 189 amino acids. Gene Ontology annotation, molecular function: ligand-gated monoatomic ion channel activity. NCBI's taxonomy places the organism in Eukaryota, Metazoa, Arthropoda, Branchiopoda, Diplostraca, Daphniidae. Gene Ontology annotation, cellular component: membrane.
CUUAUGCAACCACUUUCUAAUUUUUUGACGGAACCAGUGCCGAGUAAUACAGAACUGAAAAGAUUCUGGAACAAGAAAUGGAACCUAGUUAUUGAAAAUGCAAAUCGCAGAUGCUACCCUAUCAUAAUCUGUUACAGUGGCAUUAAAAAUGCACGGGCAUGGUUCUAAACUCAGAUUCUUUCCGUGAUUUGUGUUUUAAAGUAAGUUUUGUAAAUUUCUUCAAAGCCUCCACCACUCUCCAGAAUCGAAGUGUUGUAGCUUGCCUCUGAGGUGCACUUGCAGUCAUCAUGGGCCUGUAUAAUACGAAAAUAGAAAUAAAAAGGGUUGUUAAAAAAAAAAAAUUCCUGUUGCCCGAUACGUUUUACAUUACCAAACGUAUACGUACGAUUCUACUAAUGGUUGCUGUCCUCUACCUUGUCGAACAUACUGAUUUAUAAUUGUUUUGAUACUCAAAUGGAUUGCGAUUUGUCUUAUUUGAAGGUUUUGUGAGGUGCCGUAUCGUCAAGACCAGGAGAAGAAAACCGAUUAUUCGCUUUCGUUGGCCCAUUACAACCAACGGUGAUAUUGAAGGCUAUUUGUUCGUACUUUUUCCCUGUUGGUUCCAUUCUGAAUUCAUAUCCCUUUCAGGUUUGGUUGUUGAUCUGUAUUAGCAUUUUCGUCGUAGUCAGCGUGAUGACUUUUUUUUUUCUUGGAUGUAUCAACGGAAUGUGAAGACUCUUCGACUACCAUUGAUUCAGAAUCAAACAGCCAACCCAAAGAAGUAAGCAAUAUUUCGCAGCAAAGAAGUCUUUUUACUUCAUUUGGAUUUCAUAUGAUCUACGUGGUGAACAUCAUGACGAAUCAAGGAGGGAGUGAAGCUUUCAGUUAUUUGUCGUUCCGAAUUAUGACGGGAAUUUGGGUUCUCUGCGCAACGGUGCUAGUUAAUUCUUAUACUGGAAUUGUGAUUUUAUCGCUUACAAAGCCACGUAUGAAGCCCACCAUCAACUCGUUCGAAGAUUUGGCAGCAAGUAAAGAAGUUUUAAUAGUUUUUAGGCACGACACGGCGAUGGGAGAACAAAUAUUGAAAGCGACCUCUGGUGUUUAUGAGAUUCUUGGAGACCAAGCCCGUAGCAAUCCCGAUCACAUUGUUGGCGAUCCAUUUAAGUUAAACGCAUUGUUGGAAACCGGCCGAUAUGCUUACCCGUUUUUUUCAACAUUUAGCUAUUCGUUUGUCGGUUCACAAUAUAGAAAAGAAAAGAAAUGCCGAUUCAAGACAUCGAAAACUCUUUCCGCAUCAACUGGUUCUUAUUCAUUCCUCUUCAAGAAGGGAAGUUCUCACACAUCGGUGAUGAGCAGAGCGUAUGUAAUUCUUGAAAUAACAACCCAAUGUUUUAAACGGUGAUUUUAAAUAAGCUUUUUUUUUUUUUUUUUUUUCUAAUUUCUUUUCCAAUUGGUUAUCACCAACAAAAUAUAAGUAGUUUAAUGUUGUUUUUUAUUGCUGACAAAAGAAAAACAAAAAGGAUUAUUUACUUUAUUUUUUUAUUUGCGUGGACUUGUUUGAGUUUGGCCUUCCUCGUCACUGAGUGUACAAUACCGAGGGCGGAGAAGUGUUUCGCAGACUUAAAAGCGAAGUCUCUCGCGAAGUUCCGAUCGAACUCACUGAUCUAACAAGCGUCUUUUUAAUUCUAGGCAUUGGUACUGGACUUGGAUUCUUGACGUUUUUGGUUGACCAGAUUUAUUCAAACUACAAAAAGCACAGAUAUCGUUAGUUGGCGUUAAUUUAAAAAAAACUACUUCAGUUCGAUGGUAAGCUUGCUUAGUGGAUGUUUCAUUAGUAACUCUUAUUUUACAAUUUGAAAGUAAGUUUGAGCGUAGGCGAGAAAUUGCGUUAGAUCGUAGUGAAGCUUAGUUUCGUUU